This is a messenger RNA of Pelodiscus sinensis (Chinese soft-shelled turtle), 1373 nucleotides long. RefSeq names its product acylphosphatase-2-like. The record is from RefSeq and is a predicted model, not a curated record. Gene Ontology annotation, molecular function: acylphosphatase activity. NCBI's taxonomy places the organism in Eukaryota, Metazoa, Chordata, Testudines, Trionychidae.
UCCCAGCCCCCGCAGCUAGUCCCCAGCUCCCUACCCUAAUCCAGUCCCAUCCCUUCACUGAACCUCCAUGUCCCUGCCCUCAGCCCAACCCCAGUCACUCCCAGCCUUGCCCCCCAGCCUUCCCAGUCUCCAGGACCAAUCUUCCAAUUUAUUCCACUCCAGACCCUAAUGCCCAGCUCCACCCCAGACCCCACGCCUCUCACUCACCACACACACAUCCUCCCCUCCCCCCAAAUUGCCCAGUCCUCCCAGCUUUCCAAGGGCAAUUGAAAUCCAGGAGGGGCAGCAUAGGGCAGGUCUGAAAUAGGUGGGAGGGAGCUGGCACUGCUGCUGGGAUAGAUGCCAGUGUUGCAGGAUGGGGUUACCCCUAGACUGAAUAUGAGGGAUACCUGGCACUUAUACUGUGCUUUAUAAAAGAGGGCAGUAUCAUUAGCUUCACUUUACAGAUGGGGAAAUUGAGGCACAAUGAGGGGAAGUGACUUGUCCAAGCAGCCAGCCAGUGGCCAACCCAGGAGGAGAACCCAGUGCUCCUGCCAGUGUCUGGUACCGACACUGGUGUUGGGUCUGCUUCCCAUCUGCAGCCCUUCACACUUGUCCAUGCCGUGCCAUGGCUUCCUCAGGACUCUGGACCUUGGAUUAUGAGGUCUACGGGGAUGUGCAAGGUGUCUUCUUUAGAAAGUACACAGAAGAUCAGGGCAAGAAGCUGGGGGUGGUUGGCUGGGUGAAGAACACCCCCCGUGGGACUGUGACUGGGCAGGUUCAAGGGCCCAAAGAGAAGGUUGAGAUCAUGAAGAACUGGCUGCACCGUGUGGGAAGUCCCAUGUCUCGCAUUGACCGGGCUGUCUUCUCCAAUGAAAGGGAAAUCUCCACCCUGGAAUUCCCAAACUUCACCACCAAGUACUAGAAGGUGGGACCAGGACCACAGUGACCCCUUGCGCCCUCCUUGGGGGACCAGAUGACAACAACCACUGCUGGCUGGCUGCAGCUUCCGGGUGGAAUACCUCCCCUGCAUCCCAACCUGGCCACUGAGAAUAUCUUCUCCUGCUGCUCCAAGAUGUCAGAGUGUGGGCCUGGCUCCUAGCAAAUGAAUCUGUGCCAGCUUCUCAUUGAACUUCUAUUUCUCAGCAGGGGCCUUGGCCACAGAGCAUCUGAAACUCCUGCAGCCUGAUGUCUGCCUCUGCAUAAGGUCCCAUCCUGUGACUUGAGUCUCACCCCACAUCUGCUAUGCACUGGUACAAAUAGCUGCUGUGGCCCCUAGUAUUUAAUCCACCAUCCCUGCAAAGAGGAUGCCAUCUAUUCCACCCCUCCCAUCUGCACACUGUAUUUCUGCAGAGAGGCUCAGUAAAAAUGACCUGAGAAAACAAGAAAGUUAA